Molecule: messenger RNA, 3307 nt
Organism: Myiozetetes cayanensis
Lineage: Eukaryota; Metazoa; Chordata; Aves; Passeriformes; Tyrannidae
Gene: GNG12
Product: G protein subunit gamma 12
Exons: 4
Coding region: 157-378 (73 amino acids)
Biological process (GO): G protein-coupled receptor signaling pathway
Cellular component (GO): heterotrimeric G-protein complex
Molecular function (GO): G-protein beta-subunit binding
Source: RefSeq, a predicted model, not a curated record
GGGCGUGGCCUCAUCGCGGUGGGCGGAGCCUGCGCGCCCGCUCCGGUCGCCCGUGGAGACACCGGGAGCGGCGGUGGGAUCAUUACACCGAUAAAAUCAAAGCAAGCCGGACAGGUAGCAAGUCUGCCUAUGUAGAACUUCCCUGCUCCACUGAAAAUGUCUGGCAAAACAGCCACCACGACCAACAACAUUGCUCAGGCCCGAAGGACUGUGCAGCAGCUCAGGAUAGAAGCCUCAAUAGAGAGGAUAAAGGUGUCCAAAGCCUCGGCAGACCUGAUGCUGUACUGUGAGGAACACGCCAAGAAGGACCCGUUACUCAUGGGCAUUCCUGCUUCUGAGAACCCUUUCAAGGACAAGAAAACCUGCAUUUUGUUAUAGGAGAGGGGCAGCUCCUCCCCAGCCCACCUAGGCAAGGCCAAGCACCGACACUCCGUAAGGUCCCAACCGUUCCCUGGCUCGGAGCGGCUUCUCUUUUACCACAUGUAUAAGUCCUUAAGCUUUCCAGAGCAUUCCUUCUGAUCCCUGUCUUUAUUAGGAAGCUGAAUUCAUGUCUUUCCUGGCCAAGGGAAUGGGGUUGAGCCCAGGAGCAGCACUGGGGUCUCUGCCCAGGGGGGUCCUGGCUGCAUUUGCCAAGUCAAACAAGACCAAAGUUGCCUGAGCUUUGCUGAUAAAGCAGAGGCCAAGUUGUAGAGACCUGAUGGAACAUCACUGGGUUUACAUUUUUUUAAAUGAUUAAUUGGGGGGGGGGGGGGGUUGUGCCUGUGCUGGCAGCACCAGUUUGUGCACAGUUACAUUUAAAGUGCGUUUUCUAGCAAAAUAAAGUAUCUUGCAAAAUGAUUGUAGCAGCUGCUGAGGAGCUCCAGGGAGCUGUGCCACAGCCUUCCUCCUGCUGGCCUCUCUUCCCAGUGGAGAGUUGAGAAUCAGAGACCUGCAGAUUGCUUUUCCUUCUUUUUAAGAGUUGAAAAAGCAGAAUUUUCAGCUUGGAUUCUGCUGCUCUGCAUUUUCCUCUCUAAUUUAAAAUCCACAUUAGCAUAAAAACCAUCCUGUCAAAAGAAUGGAAGGCUGGAACUGCCCUGGAACUGCAGGAAGGAAUGCUGUCCUCACUCCCAAUCCCAGUUACAUUCUGUGCAGGGAGUCAGAAUUUGACUCUUUUUUAAAAAAAAAUUUUAAAAUGGGAAAAAUGCCAAAUUAUAUCCAGCUUGUGGUUCUGCAUUUAUAAUUGGAGGGCCUUUUCAUCAAGUAUAUAUUUUAUAUAUACACAUAAUAAAAAUAUCUUUCUUUGCGUGUCUGUAUAUAUAUAUAUACAUAAACUUUGUAUGCAAAUAUUGCAUAUUAACAGCAAAUUUGGAAGGGUAUCAAAAUAAUACUGUCUUCAGCUGGCUGCAAAUGUCCUCUGAAUCCUGCUGAAGUUGUGAUCUGUCAUAACUGUGCAUUUCCAUGAGGAUAUUUAGAGACUUUAUUAACCACUUGUCAUUUAUGUUGCAUAUUUUUCAUUUCUAUAUGAAAUUAUAGACCCACUAUUGAUAUAUAUUAAGAACUUAUAUCUUUGUUUAACAAGCCUCUUUGACAAAGAGCUCCAAAAUCAGCCUGACAGAGAAUUGUGCUGCUUAUCCUGUGCUUACGUGCAGAUUAUUUUUAUAGAGUAUUUUUCUAGUGGCAAUUGAAGAAAACAAUAAUGCAUCUCCACACUAAUUCUUUUUUAUUGUGUUUGUGUCUAUCAUUUUAUCACACACGUAGGUGGAAUUAAUGAGCUCAGUUAAUUACUCAGUUUGGGGCUGCAAGGCUGUAGCUGUUGAGAACUCCAGCUGUGCCCAGAGGUGGCCAGGCAGGUACAUGGCAUGCAGGGAAGGAAAGAACCUCAUGUGGUUGCAUGAUUAUUGUCUUCCCAGCAAUGUGGUGUUCCCACAGGAAUCUGCAGGCUUAUUUGAUUAGAGAUCCCUGCUCCCAACCCAAAACCAGCUCCCCAUUGUGGCUGCAGGGGGGCUCUUUGUGUCUGCCUUCUUUGUGCCUGCCCUUGAAUAAAGCCCACCAUGGGGGCUGGGUGGUGAUCCAGCUGUGGGACUCUGAAUUGUGAUCCAUAUGUGGGGCCCUGAUGGGUGAUCCAGCCGUGGGGCUCUGGAUGGUGAUCCAGCUGUGUGAUCCAGCCAGAAAUCCAGCUGUGAGACCCUGUUUGGUGAUCCAGCCUGUUGGCCUGCAUCUGACAGCAUUUAAUCUAUAGAUACUUGGUAAACUCACUAUUUUAAAAAUAUAAGAUACAGGGACACGUGAAAUCUGGAGCUGUUACGUUUGUGUUCACUUUUUGCUGUAAGUACUCCCAGGAAAAAAAACAGGUAUUGUAAAAUUUAGGGGAAAUACAGCCUCUGUUCUUGUAGAUUUUUUUUUUAAAAAGGAGAAAUGAGGCCAUCCACAGGUACUGGGAGAAACCUGUGGGGUGCCACAGGGAUGCCCCACUGUGCUGCAUCACCAUGCCACUCCACCAUGGUGCAUCGUCGUGCUGCCCUUCUCUCUCCUUGGCCAAACUGGCUGAUUUGGGGGAGAAAAACCCAAGCAUUUGGGUGCAUGGCUGUUGCUGGGCCAUGUGUCCCCAGGUCAGGGGGACAGGGGCGGGAGGGGUGACACUGAGAGAAAUCAGGGGUUGUGGGGGGCUUGGAUUGAGUUUGAGCUUGGAGAAACAGCAAAUAUGGUGAUGCUGCUCCUGCAGUGUCCCAGGGCACAGGAUGGCACCUGCCUGGUCCUGAGCUACAUGCCGGACAUGGAUAGGGAUGGGUGGCCUUGGGCUGGAGUGUCUGGGAGUGGGAGAACUGGUCCAGCCUCACCACUUGGCUAGGCUGCCACCGAUCCUGCUGGGGCUGGGGACACUGACGCCCCAGUGCCACUGCUGUGGGGUCACGCACGUGCUAUUAGGGAUGUCCAGUGUGGGUCAGUAGUGUCCCCGUGGCCUCCCCCACCCCGGGCAGUGCCGGCAGCGUGGGCGGGGGAGGUUGUUCUCCUGCCACAAGAGAGAUCCCAGCUGUGUGCCAGGCUGGAGUUGUAAUUACAGAGGAGGCUGGCACAGAGACCUCCCAACCCCAGUAGGCACAGGCUGUGCUGGGGGUGCACGGGCUGUGCUGAGGAUGCAUAGGGAAAAAAUCCAGGAGCGUUUGCAGAGUCUGUGAUGCAAGAAAGAUCAGGUCAAGUUUUCCUCCACCAAGGAAUCAGGUUUCCCCACCUUCCAAGACUACUGGAGUAGUGUUGGAGUCUCUGCAAUAAAGCUGCCUCUCUUUUCUUAGCUCCUGUUGUUGCAGCAUUCAAGCAAAAUAAAUAAAUA